Messenger RNA from Aspergillus glaucus CBS 516.65, 1180 nucleotides. RefSeq lists its product as uncharacterized. The record is from RefSeq and is a predicted model, not a curated record. The transcript is spliced from 2 exons. The coding region runs from base 99 to 1097 and encodes 332 amino acids. NCBI's taxonomy places the organism in Eukaryota, Fungi, Ascomycota, Eurotiomycetes, Eurotiales, Aspergillaceae.
UCCUUAUUGAAAAGGUGAUCAAUACUUUGCGUUUAUUAUCUCGCGAUAUCGAACGGGAUUCUUGAGUUGUCAAUUUGCUGCUAUAAAGAGCGCUCGUCAUGUCUGACGACGAAUACUACGACGAGUUUGACGACAUCUUCUGGAUCGAAGAGCCUGAACCUGAUGCAGCUGACGACCUGGCCGCGACAGCAACUUACGAUGCCGUUUUCUUUGAAGACCCGACGUUCGAUGUAGACGAGUACUACAGCGACUGGGACGAACUUUCCGACGACUAUUACGACGAGGACCCGACGGUUAAGCGACGACAACGUGCAGCGGAACUAGCCAACCGGAAACCAGCCGGUCAAGGUCCCCAGACGAUACGGAGACGGAAACAAAGCAACGAUAUACAAACUGGAGGAGGGGGUACUACUCGAGUCGUUUCAUCCCAGGCGCCAAACCCGACAUCUUUCCAGAGCGUCGUCUGGAAACGACCAGAGCACGAAAAGAACCCGGUUCAGGUCAUGGCACCAGGCGAAGGGGAAAAGGUCGCAUUACUCAAAAACUGGCGGGAAGUUUUCAAGAACUCCCAUCCCUCGUUCGGCCGUUCCCGGGCAUGGAGACAACAGAAAGUACUUGAUUAUCUUGAUAAUUCUGUUCCGGAAUUUGCGCCUUCGGGUCCAGUUAAAGAUCUCAUGGUGGAAGAUGAGACGUCAAGGGAUGUCAGCACUGACCGAACUCCGGGAGACAGUGGGUCUGGAGGUUAUGCCUCGAAUACGACUCUGGAGAAAUCCGUCUCUCCGCCCUCUGUGCAAGAUGACAAGACUAUGAAUCCGACCUCGGUAAACGACUUACCGGCAAACAAUGAUCAUUCGCAACAGUCCGCCCCACCUAAUAACGAAAAUAACAGUAAUACUUCGACAGGACCCCCGCCUCCCGCUUCGUCGCCUGUGAAGGGUAGAAAGCGCAAGGCAUCUAUCUCCAUUGACGAGGACCAGUCUGCUCAGGAUACUAAAGGACGCAAGUCGAAACGCGUGGCGGCUGACCAAGACACACAGCCAGCGCCAGCAUCUGGGCCUGUACGGAGGUCGGCUAGACAAACGAGAAGUCAGAAAUAGUGAUCUAACAUAUGGAUCCAUCUUGAGAGGGCUAUGUUGAAGAGAAAGGAAAGAAGGCAUUUAAUGAUCAAAAUUGUAAUAUA